UUUUAGGGUUUAUGGGUUUGUGAUGGAUCCUCAGUCGCUGCUCUUCUCUGGAGUGCGAAUCGACAAGAGGCGAUUCUCAGCCGACAUCGCCCGAUUCGAGAAGAAGAGAAAAUCCGACUUCUCAAACGCAAAUGGAGAGAAUGCUGGAGAGGAUCUAGAGCUAAAGGACAUUCCGUCGCUGAAGAAAAAACUUAAGAUUCGUGCUGCCGGUGAUAAUGUUCCUCAGCCUCUCAGGAGUUUCCAGCAGCUUAGCUCGGAAUACGACUGUGAGCCAAAUUUGAUAAAAAACUUGGUGGAAGCCGGCUACAAGGAGCCAACACCAGUGCAAAGGCAAGUUAUUCCGGUUCUCCUUCAGGAACGCGAAUGUUUUGUCUGUGCUCCCACUGGUUCUGGCAAAUCUUUGGCAUUCAUUCUGCCGAUCUUAAUGAAACUGAAGAAGUCGAGCCCAGAUGGUAUCAGAGCAGUGAUCCUGUGUCCUACACGUGAGUUGGCGGCACAGCUUAUCACGGAAUGUAGGAGGCUAGCAAAUGGCAGUAAGAUCCGUGCGAGAUUGCUGACAAAAAGGCUUUUUAAGAACCCGGAUUUUGCUAGCCUUCGCUGUGAUAUUCUAGUAUCAACGCCUCUACGCCUGGAUAAGCUUGUCAAGUCGGAAAAAAUCGAUUUAAAACGUGUCGAGUAUUUUAUCCUGGAUGAAUCCGACAAGCUUUUUGAGCUUGGAUUUAUGCAGCAAAUCGAUUCUAUCGUGAGCGCCUGCACCCGGACAAACAUUGUGAGAGCAUUAUUCAGUGCAACACUGCCUGAGACAGUGGAGGAACUUGCAAGAACCAUUAUGCACGAUGCCAUUCGUAUCGUGAUCGGAGAUAGGAAUUCAGCUUCUGAGACAGUCCAGCAGAAGCUCAUGUAUGCUGGUAACGAGGAAGGCAAAUUGUUAGCCUUGAAACAAUUCUUCAAGGAGGGGCUUUCACCACCGAUCAUACUCUUCGUGCAAUGCAAGGAACGGGCAAAACAGCUUCAUAAAGCUUUGUUGUCAGAGAAGCUUAGAGUGGACAGUAUUCAUGCGGAUCGCACGCAAACACAGCGUGAGAUUGCUGUUCUUAACUUUCGAACUGGCAAGACAUGGAUUCUCAUAGCAACAGAUCUAAUGGCACGAGGAAUGGAUUUCAAGGGCGUGAACUGGGUCAUAAACUACGAUGUUCCCCAGGAUACAACAGUGUACAUUCAUCGCAUAGGACGCAGUGGUCGAGCUGGCCGGCCAGGAAAUGCUUUGACACUGUAUGCCGAGGAAGACGUUCCAUUGCUGCGGUCUAUCGCCAACGUCAUGAAAGCUUCUGGCUGUGAUGUGCCCGAGUGGAUGCUUUCCUUGCCCAAGAUUCGCAAAAGGAACCAGAAGCGUAUCCGGCGACAACCAGUGGGAGCUAGCGCGUGAAGACUCGAAAACAUCGAGAGUUGCAGUUGGAUCCCUUGUGGGGACCACGAAACUGGAAUAACUAGCACCGUUUCUAGAAA
Molecule: messenger RNA, 1506 nt
Organism: Selaginella moellendorffii
Lineage: Eukaryota; Viridiplantae; Streptophyta; Lycopodiopsida; Selaginellales; Selaginellaceae
Product: DEAD-box ATP-dependent RNA helicase 57
Exons: 13
Coding region: 23-1426 (467 amino acids)
Biological process (GO): maturation of SSU-rRNA
Molecular function (GO): RNA helicase activity; nucleic acid binding; ATP binding
Source: RefSeq, a predicted model, not a curated record